Messenger RNA from Myxocyprinus asiaticus (Chinese sucker), 3182 nucleotides. Its product is annotated as acyl-coenzyme A thioesterase 9, mitochondrial-like. Gene Ontology annotation, cellular component: mitochondrion. The transcript has 23 exons. The record is from RefSeq and is a predicted model, not a curated record. Gene Ontology annotation, biological process: acyl-CoA metabolic process. Gene Ontology annotation, molecular function: fatty acyl-CoA hydrolase activity. Lineage: Eukaryota; Metazoa; Chordata; Actinopteri; Cypriniformes; Catostomidae. Bases 671 to 1756 code for a protein of 361 amino acids.
CAGACUGCAAUUCUCAAGAAUCUGCACGUAAAAUGUUGGGAAAAUAGCCAAGUAUUAUCUUCUUAACCUCCAGGAAAAGACACAAUUUGCUAUGGAGAAAGUACAGACUGUUGAGCCUGGUGUGAAUACAACCCAAAAGAUUGUACGGGAUAUACAUGAGUUUUUGAAAGACCCCCCCAUCUGAGUUCUACCCAAGUGUUGUAGGUUUCUCUGGAAUCCUGGGACUCUUUCUUGCAAAAGGCAGCGCAGUGAGGAGGCUGAUCAUCCCCAUUGGGCUAAUGGCUCUGAGUUCCUCCAUGCUUUACCCACAUUCACAAAAGACUACAUCCAUUCCUGGGGUUCAGAAGAAUGAGUUGUUUUGGAGGAGCUACUGAGAGGGCAGUCAUCACCCAUGGAAAAGACUUUUCUGAGAAUGCUGUGGGAAAGAAAUUGAUCAGAUAUGCACAUAGCAAUUGAUGGCGAUAUGAACGACUUCUCAACUGGCCAAUCGCAGACCGCUUGUCAGUAGCUCUUAGUGGCCAAUCCGAACGCAGGAGGCGGGACCUGGGUGGGGGGUAAAAAUGCUGUCAUGAGAGAAAGCUGUCAUCUCUACAUAGACUGAACUGUUAUUGUAUGACUGAAGACAUUCACUGCUGUUAUACAAUAAAGUAUUGAGCGAAAAACAAGAAAGAUGUUCUCUCCGCGGAUCCUUAAUUCUGCAUCAUCUUUAGUGUGCAGAAGAUUUUCCAUGGGUCAAAUGUCCAGACAAGUAAUGGCUACUAUGUCAGAAGGAAACUCGUAUUUUCUUGUGAGCAAUGUUCGCAACAGGCUGAGGGAGAUAGUUGGGGCAUCCACCAACUGGAACAACCAUCAGCAAGCAAUGGUUGAGCGUGCAUCACUAAGCCAGUAUCUUGCUCAAAGUCAAGAUGAACUGCCUGCAAGGACAAUGAAGGACAGUGUAAUUGAGGUUCACCUCCCUCUGGGUUCUCAGCCUGCUCUGAGAGAGAAAUAUCUCAACUAUCACAACAGUGUCAGGUUUGGCCGGAUUAUGGAGGAUUUGGACAGUUUAGCAGUGCUCAUCUGUUAUUCUCACACAUGGAAUAAGGAGCUGAAAAGAUCGCCACUGUCUAUUGUCACUGCCCUAGUGGACAAGAUUGACAUGAGAAAAAACAUAAUCUACCCAGACUGUGAUAUCAAGUUCACAGGUCAUGUCACAUGGGUUGGCAAAACCUCAAUAGAAGCUAAAAUGCACAUGACUCAGUGUCAUGAUGGAGCAUACACCGAUGUAUUAGAUGCCACAUUUGUAAUGGUGGCUCGAGAUGCUGAAAACAAAAGGGCAGCUUUUGUAAACCCACUGAAACUAGAGGGGCCAGAGGAACAAGCUAUUUUUCAACAGGGGGAGAUUAACAAGAAGAGGCGGGUGGAGCUGAGCACAGCCUCCCUUCUUAAAGUGGCCCCAACAGCUGAGGAAAGGACUUGUAUUCACAACCUGUUCCUCAACACUCUAGACCCAAGAACUGUGAGUUUUCGAAGUCGGAUUCUACCACCUAACUCAGUUUGGAUGGAAGAUGCCAAAAUGAAAGGGCUCGAGAUUUGUCACCCACAGGAAAGAAAUAUAUUCAACCGAAUAUUCGGUGGCUUUCUGAUGAGAAAGGCCUACGAACUUGGUUGGGCCAAUGCCUGUGCAUUUGCUGGCUGCAGACCAACCCUGGUGGCUGUAGAUGACAUCUUGUUUCGGAAACCAGUUGAAAUUGGUUCCUUGCUAUUGCUGUCCUGACAGGUUUGUUACACAGAAGGGAUGCACAUCCAGGUCAGAGUUCACACAGAAGUGCUCGACCCUUUGACCCGGCAGCACAGCACCACCAAUGUGUUUCACUUCACAUUCCGUGUAGAGAAGGAUGUCCCAGCUGUUGUGCCACAGAGUUAUGGAGAGUCUAUGCUUUACCUGGAUGGAAGGAGACACUUUGAUGAGACCAUGAGAAGCCAGUGUUGAGUAUUCUGGGAUGUGCCGACAGUAUGUGAUUCCUGCCAAAGCAACAUCCAGCACUACAGUUAAACGAGUGUUUAUGUGUGAUGUCUGCUUUUAUUUGAACAGUUCUGUCUGUUUAAUUUUCACAAUAUACUGUAUUGCCUACUGCCAUUACAUAUACCUGUAUGCACUUUACCUAUUUAAUAUUCUUAUUUCCUCUCAAAAUUUCAAGUUUACUGCAGGAGAGACACCUUCAGAGAAAAGAACUAUAAUUAAGACAUUGGUCUUGUGGACAUUGGAUUUUUUAAAUUAUUUUCUUUUCUGGAAGUGCUUGUAUUUAUUUAUUUUUAUCCAGGCAUAACUGAAUUAUGUCACUGUCCCCAUCUACCUGUUUUGUCAUUAGGAGCAAUAACUGACCAUAGUUUGUUUGCAAUGUAGAAUGCAAUAUAUGAUCAAAUAUAUCGGGAGAGAUGUAUGUUAUUAAAGAUCAACAAAAAAGUAUCUUAAAAAGACUUUAAAGUAAGAGACGUACACACUCUAACUUUCUAAGUCUUGUACACCUUGAUCUCCUCUGAAAGGUUUCACUGAAGUUGGUGAUCAAGGUAUGAGGAUUUGACCUCAGCUGCAUUUUAAACUUAUUCCACCAACUACCAACAUACCUGUCCUAAAGAGCACUUAAUGGAUAGGUUUAUCAGUUAUAUCUGCAUUGUGUUUCAGAAUGCUCAUAAAUUGGCUUGUAGAAAAUUUUUUUUUUUUUAACUACUUUUCAGUUCAGCCAAACUGAGGAUUUCCCUUUGUCAGUUUCUGCAUAAUUAUUAAAUAGAACAAACAUUCAUAGAAAUUUAGAAAAGAUGGUAGAAUGGGCCUAAAAUGAAGUCUGUAUGCCGUUAAUGUUAAACUUUAAAAUACAUAGUCACACUACCUGGGCCAGACUGACCAUAAAAUGACAAAUGUAUGCAUGUCUUUUAAAUAUGUUUUAGUGCACAACAUAUAUUUAUCAGCAUAUACAUUAUAUGUCCCUCUAUUUUAUUUUUAUUUGUAUUUUUUAUAAAUUUUUCAAAAUGCUUUUAUUAUUUUGUGCCUUCAAUUCUCGGUCAUUUGUUACAGACAGAUGUACAGUAUAAACAAAAAAUAAAUAUGCCUAUCUGCAUCUCAAUUAGCAGACUAACCUAACAGACUAAUAAUAGCCUUAUUUGUAAUGUUCAUCUCAGAAUAAACAUCUCAGAAUUCCCUU